AUGCUGAGGAGGAUGGAUAUUAGUAAAGAGGAAGAAAAGAAGGUGUUCUUGCUGAUGAAGACCACUCCAGAAAAGGCCCUAGGGCAUCUCCUGGAGCAGGGCUGCCUCACUCAUGGGAGGUCCCGGAGUCCAGCGCUGCCCAUGGGCAGGGGAAUAGGUCCCGCCCCCUCCGUCCCCUCCUCGGCCGGGAAGCCGCAGCUCCGCAUUGCAGGGGUCCCUGAGGGCCGGGGUCGCCGCGCCCCCGCCGGCCCUUCCUUUGUCCCGGCGCGUCUGCGGCAGCCGCGGAGCUCGGCUGCAGGCGGGGCGGCCGCGCGCCGCCCGGUGCACCAGCACCAUCUAGGGGCGAUCCGCUUGGCGGGGGUGGCGCCCGCUUAA
This is a messenger RNA of Rangifer tarandus platyrhynchus (Svalbard reindeer), 375 nucleotides long. The record is from the annotation of a GenBank genome assembly. NCBI's taxonomy places the organism in Eukaryota, Metazoa, Chordata, Mammalia, Artiodactyla, Cervidae.